CCGCAAAAGAGACUCUACAGAAGGAUCAACAGGGCCUCCUCCGCUCUAUCAUCUACCAAAUCUUGUGGAAGUGUCCGGAUCUCAUGCCAGAGGUUUACAGAGAGUGUUGGCCGCUCAAUGGACGCUCUCUGGCUUUCCCUUAUAAAACCAAAAUUCCAACAUCAACAGAAGCUCUUCUCGCAAAGAUGGAGCUGAUAUCCACGAAGCAAAACCUACGAAUCGCAUUGUUCAUCGACGGGCUAGACGAGUACGAAAGAAAGCCCACGGAAAUCAUUGCGUUCAUCAAGAUUUUGCAGUCCAUGCCUAACGUCAAGAUCUGCGCAUCGAGCCGGCCUUUAAAAGACUUCGAAAGCUUCUUCGAGCCGCGGGUCUCAGAGAAAGUCUACAUGCAAGACCACAAUAGCGAAGACAUGAGAGCGUUCAUCGAGGAUUCACUCCGCCCUGAUCUGGACCAUCAAGAGGUCGCAAGGAAUCGUGACCUUGAGAAGCUUGUACAAGAAACGACUAAAGCAGCCCAAGGCGUCUUUCUUUGGGUGUGUCUUGUCGUGGAAUUCUUCAAAGAGGCAUUGGCCAGCGGCGAUAGCGUUAUCGACCUGCAAGCUAUGCUUAAGGAAUUCCCUACUGACCUAGACGGGGCAUUCGAGAAGGUUCUCUUUGGCGUAGAGAAUGUCUGCCGCGAGCAAGCAUUGCAGAUGAUGCUAAUCACUCAAGAAGCACAGAAGGAUCUCCCUAUGCUUCUAUACUGGUUCGUCGACCAAGACAUAGAUUGGGAAAAGGAAUUGGAGCCGUUCGACGGAAUAUCAACGAAGCGGUACAACGACCAGAUGCACAAACGGCUCAACGCCUGCUGCAAAGGCCUGCUGGAGGUUCAGCGAAUCCAAAAAUGCCCGGCUUCUGUUGUACGCUCGCCUACGCAUUAUUUCGAACACCCUCGCGUGGUCUUCUUGCACCGCUGCGUACGAGACUAUUUCCAGGCCUUCAGGGCGAAGGAACGUCUUCUGAACUGGAGUAGCGGUGACUUUAGCGCCGAUGAAAGCAUCUGCCAGGGACUGCUUUGCAUGGUCAAGGCUAUGCCAAAAGAGACAAACAAUGCCAAACUGGAUACGCUCACCAAGCUGCUCUGGACCUUUUUUGGCCACGCCGUCACGUUGGAGGGCUCUCAAUUCAAAAAUAAACUGAUCGAGCAUUUGGAUACUGCAGUGGCUUCAUUCCACUACAGCCCACAAACCAUCAGUUAUGUUUACACUUCGACACCACUGGCGAUACAAGCCACGGCACUGCCAGCACCUUUUACAAUGCAGCGCGGAACAAUGCCACUAAGGGGAGACAUCGAUUCGCUAUUCGCGCUCAGCUGGUUCUGCGGCCUCAAGCAAUCCGUGGCAUGUUUUCUCCGCCAAAGCCAAGAGCAAAAGGCCCUGAAUAGAGCUUUCCACAAAGCGAUGUGGACAUUCGACUCCGCUUUUGUGCACUUCGUCCUAGCGCACGGGAACCCAAGCCACAGAACAGGCAUCCACACAGCGGUAUCGGCAUUCCUGAAAGACUUUUGCGAGAAUGCGCAAAUGCCGGGCGACGGCUCUUCUCAAGCAGAGAAAGGCAUCUACGAUACCAUCAUGAGCCUAUUCGACAACGAAGCCAAUCUUGCUACCAGACGCUCUUCGGCAUUGGCAAGCGACCAUGCGGAGAUCCAGAGUCUCCGGCGCGCGCUUUCCAACGUCCUAACAACCGAGCACAGCGACGCCAUCGUUGACGUUUUCAAGAAUGUCAGCCAUCUGGCCUAUGAUGAUGUGAAGCAGUCCCGCAUUCCACUUCUCGAAGACACGGUCGGGUUUCACGGAUAUGGGAAUCCAAACAGCAAAUUCCCAGAGAUUCAGAGUCAUGUAACGGGGAAGGCACUGGAAGCGCAUGAUGAUCAGAAUGCAGAAAAGGCCGUUUUCUCUGCUAAGCGCACCAGACCAAGGCGUGGAACUGGAAAAUUCACUGUGAUGCUGCGGAAAGGGUUGAUUUGCUGGAGAGAAUAAAGGGAGGAAUGUUGACAGUUAACGUAACGCUCAGCUUGUUUACCGCGAUCGGCGUUGUGGCUUAGGGUAUCUGUCGGAGUUCAGCGGAGUCAGUAUUCGAGGGGACCAGUACAAUACCAAGGGUAGCGAAUAGGGUUUUUCUUUUAAAUGUCCAGUCUCAUACAAUGAGGACGUUUCUUUUCACACGUA
Messenger RNA from Aplosporella prunicola CBS 121167, 2207 nucleotides. RefSeq lists its product as uncharacterized. The transcript has a single exon. Lineage: Eukaryota; Fungi; Ascomycota; Dothideomycetes; Botryosphaeriales; Aplosporellaceae. The coding region runs from base 186 to 2018 and encodes 610 amino acids. The record is from RefSeq and is a predicted model, not a curated record.